UUUGUUCAUGUUCAUCGCUAACGUUACGGAUCGGAUCGUUCAAUAACUCGCAACGAAAUUCAUUUCCGUUGCCAUCUUGUAAUCGCAAAGUCGUUCCGUACGAAUCGUGUUAAAAAUCUAAUAUUUGCGUAUAUUGUUUGUUUUCAGUUAUUGUUUAUAUAAAUUUAAAUACGUUAAACACUUUUGAACUAUUGUUUUCAAAAGGUAUAGACGGUUAUAUAUCCAAAAACGUUUUUAUUAAGUACAGCUGGUAUAUCAAUAUGUAGUAGGUAAAGGCGUAAUGGUGGUUAGGGCGUGUCCCAAUAAAAAGGAUCAUUAUUAGCUUUAAUCAAAUAUAAGCAUUAUUUGUUAUAAGACAAGAAUUUACGUUAAGCCAGCGGACACUUCGAUAUGGUUAAUUUUUAGUGAAGCGUAAUUAAAUUUCCGUACGACAAAAAUGCCGCGAAUUGAUCCGCUUCAAUUACUUAAUUGCUUGCAAGUUUUGCUAAGUCCCACUACGGGAGGAAUAUUGUCAAAUAACGAAGUGCAACGAUUAGCAAGUUUAAUGACAAAAUUUUCAAAGAAAUUAGUAAGCAAAUGCGUCUAUAUACUAAUUUUAAAAAAUACUGAAAAGCAAUUGCUGGGAAACUUCAUGGCAGUUGGAGGUUGGACUCUUUUGCAAGUGUGGUUACAUGAUGCAAUGUGUAAUUCUAAUUGGGCGCUUGUUAAGGAACUUUUAGAAUUGGUGCUAAUAACGCCCGUUGAUGUUGAACGAUUGAAAUCCAACAACAUUCCAAAGUUGGUGAAGAGUUUGUCCAAAAGGGAGGAAUUAGAUGGCAUCUUCGAGCUGUCAAAUAAAUUAGUGCAGCAAUGGCUUAAGAUAGUUAAACAGGAAACAAGUGUAGAUAUUGUAAAUCAACAGUUACACCAUUAUCAACCAUUGCAGCAGCAACAGCAACUUCUUCAGCAGAAAGAGACGAAGCAUACUACGAAUGGAAAUGAUACUGAACCACCUCCCUUUGAAGUAGUUGACGUACCUGUUGUUCAAGUAGAUCAUACUACAGAUGAGACUAUUGAAGAAAUUGAUCAUGUUGACAGUGCAGUGUUUGAUGAACAAGCUAUAGAUACGCAAACUUUUUAUAAAUUAUCAGUUAGAGACGGUAAGCAGGUGUUGUCAAAAGUGAAUAGAAGCGAGGCAAACUGUACGGUUGUUGAAAACGCGAUAAUUGAAGAAGUGGAUGUUAAUGGACAGCCAAAAGUUGAAGAAGAGGAUGUUAAGGAAAAAGAGAAUAGAGAAGAAAAGAAAAAAGAUCGGAAUGAAAAAGGUAGUACUUCAUCAAAAAGUGGGGACAAGUACAAGAGUAGCAGUAGUAGUAAAGACUCGCAGAGGUCAAAGGAUAGGGAUAGACAUAAAAGCAACAGGGAUAGAGAUCGAAGUCACAGAGACAAGAGGGAUAGUAAACACCGGCACAAUGGGCAAAUAAAAAGUAGUAGCAGCAGUAAUCAUAAAAGUUCUAGUUCCAAAGACAAAGAACGAAAAGAAUCGUCUAGAAAAGAUACAAAAGAGAAACAAGCAGAAAAGGACAAGGACACAUUAGCUAAAGUUCAGCCCCAAAGCGUGACGAAGUUACCGAAGAUACCGAAAAAGGCGUCUGAAGGGUCUUCUGACAAUAGCAAAGAUGCAAAGAAAGGCUCAAUUUCCAUUGAGAUCCGAAAGACUGAAGAAAGACCUAAGACUGUUAAGGUAUUUAAUGCUAAAAUGCGCUCAACUGGUUUAGAGGAGGAAGUGAAACCACCACCUCCACGACCCACGAAGAAGCCAACAACAUCGUUACCGACUAUACCAUCACACCCGGUGCAUAAGAAGUUGUCUCCGACGAGGGACAUAUUACCACCACCUCCAGAAAAGAAGUCAAAAAUAGAAUCUGCUGAGAGGCCUGGAGCAAUAAAGUUGAUACCACCGAAGCCAAAACCGGCAUUUUUGCAAGAAAGUGAUAUGUUCAUGGAUGCAUUAACAGCAUCCGCCAGCUCGAAAAAAGAACCAAAGAAGCGAAGAAGGCGGCCAAGUACUUCGAAAGAUUCUUCUUCACCUCCUAUUUCACCAUCUACCACACAAGCGGCCACUGUUAAUACUGAAACAACAUCCCCUAUGGCGUUAAGGAAUAUUACCCCUCCUAAAUUUUACAAGGAUACCCUAGAGGCGGAAGACGAAGAUGAAAGCAUAAAGGAAGGCGACAAAGAAAACUUAAAUACUCCUAAGGAUGAAGAAAUGACUAAAGAUGAAAUAAUUGAACCAUCAACACCAACGGAUGCUAAACAGGAAAUGGAGGUAGAUGAAGAUAAACAUAACAAAGACGAAAACGGUUUAAAAGGAGUACUGGUAUAUACGAAACGGAAAGGCCCAAAGAAGUCUAUCCGAUGGAAGUCUGAUGAAGACUUGGUGCAAAUUCAAUACUUCGAAUUGGACGAAAAUGAACGUGUUAAUGUGACGAAAGCGUUUGGUGAUAUGGCGAAACUGGACGUAAAAGGUGAACGGGAGGCUUUACAAAUGUGCAGAAAAUUGCAAAACGAGGAUCUAAUGGAUGUACAUACACAGUGGCGCAUUCCAUGGGAAAUUGAAUUGGAAAAAUCUCUUGCCGAUCCGGGCUCUAAAAGUCUCGAAAAGGAAGUGCAGUUUGCUCGUGAAAAAAGCGUUCUUCAAGCUCUCUAUUUCCAUAAGACUAUGAUUCCAGAUUCACCUGCUGAACCUGAUCCUGAAAAUUAUCAGGUUACUGAUCCUGUAAUUAUUCCUAUCGAAGCACCUGAUGACCCUGAUCAUGAUUACCGUAAUACUCCAUGGCCAGAACCAAAAGGGUCACCCCCUCCUCAGAGCUUGCCCAACAUUCCGCAAGUUUUCCCCAAGGUGGCGAACAAUUUUCAGAAUUUUGGAAUUGCUCCUCCGCCAAGUUUACAAAAUAUGCCCAUUCAACAACAACCUCAAGCACCUUUUGGUGGUCCUCCAACUGGUUUUAUUCCACCCAAUGUUUUACCACCUGGAGAGUGGAAUAUGCCGAAUAAUAUAAACAAUCAAGUGCUAGUACCGAACGUUCCUCCCCCAGACAUUAUAAAUCAAGGACCAAUGAAUCCCAAUUUAGGAUUUGCUCCUGGACCUCUAGGUCCAGGUGCAGUACCAGAUAACUUUAAUCACCAUCCUCUGUUGAAAGAUAACAAUAUAAAUUUCCCGCCACCUUUGUUUAAUCAGCCAAGGAUGUUCCCCCCGAAUCACCCGAACUUUAGAGGUGGUCAUGAUCAUCAUGGUGCUCACAGGGGUUUUCGGAGAGGUGGUGGUACUGGUCCAUGGGUUCGAAUGAACGGACCAAACCCAGGUAAUUGGAAUCACGUUCGAGGAGGUCAUCGAGGUGGGCAUAUGCCAACAAGAUUGUGUAAAAACGUUCGACAACACGGUUAUUGUCGAAAUAGAGAUAAUUGUCUUUUCUUUCACCCUAAUUAAGUGCGAAAAUGGAUUAUUGUAAUUUAUUGUGAAAUUGUGAUAUGAAUCUGUAGCAUGAAGAUGAAGAGUAUUGUAAAUUAAGUUUUCUUUCUUAUAUAAAGGUUGUCCAUAUUG
Agrilus planipennis (emerald ash borer) is the source of this 3583-nucleotide messenger RNA. Its product is annotated as serine/threonine-protein phosphatase 1 regulatory subunit 10. Lineage: Eukaryota; Metazoa; Arthropoda; Insecta; Coleoptera; Buprestidae. Gene Ontology annotation, molecular function: metal ion binding. The record is from RefSeq and is a predicted model, not a curated record. The coding region runs from base 437 to 3469 and encodes 1010 amino acids. The transcript has 5 exons.